Molecule: messenger RNA, 951 nt
Organism: Sus scrofa (pig)
Lineage: Eukaryota; Metazoa; Chordata; Mammalia; Artiodactyla; Suidae
Product: olfactory receptor 8S1-like
Biological process (GO): G protein-coupled receptor signaling pathway
Cellular component (GO): membrane
Molecular function (GO): G protein-coupled receptor activity; olfactory receptor activity
Source: RefSeq, a predicted model, not a curated record
AUGGCCUUGGGGAACCACAGCACCGUCACCGAGUUUAUUCUCCUUGGACUCUCUGCAGACCCCCAUGUCCAGGCUUUAUUCUUUGUGCUGUUCCUAGCAAUUUAUCUCCUGACCCUGCUGGGGAACAUGACAAUGAUGCUGGUGAUCCAGGUUGAUUCUCACCUCCACACUCCCAUGUACUUCUUCCUGAGUCACCUUUCUUUCCUGGAUUUUUGCUUCUCUUCUGCCACAGUACCCAAGAUGCUGGAGAUUCUCCUGUCUCAGAAGAAAACAAUCUCUGUGGUGGGCUGUCUAACUCAGGUCUUCUCUGUGUUCUACUUGGGGGGCACUGAAGCCUGCCUGCUCUCAGUCAUGGCCUAUGACCGCUAUGCUGCCAUCUGCCACCCUCUGCUCUAUGACCAGAAGAUGAGCAACCAGGUAUAUAACAAGCUGGUGUGGGGCUCCUGGAGCCUGAGUUUUCUGGAUGCAUUUACCAACAUCAUUUUAGCUAUGAACUUAGACUUCUGUAGAAAUCAGUCAAUCCCCCACUAUAGCUGUGAACUGCCCUCUCUCUUUCCUCUUUCGUGCUCUGAUGUCUCCACCAAUUUCACUGUUUUGCUCUUCUUUGGUCUCCUGCAUGGUCUCGGUACUUGUUUGCUGAUUAUAUUCUCCUACACCCCCAUUAUCUCCACCAUCCUGAGUAUCAGCUCUUCCUCAGGGAGAAGCAAGGCCUUCUCCACCUGCUCCUCCCACCUCACCGGAGUCAUCCUGUUCUAUGGCUCAGCCUUUCUUCUCUAUCUCAUGCCCAUCUCAGGAUCACCUCUAGAGCUGAUCUUCUCUGUACAGUACAGUGUGAUCACUCCCUUAGUGAAUCCUUUCAUCUAUAGCCUGAAGAACAAUGAGGUGAAAGCAGCUAUGAGAAGGACCUUUAGAAAAUAUCUCCAACAUCACUUGACAAAAGAUAGAAGAUGA